AUGAAGGCAACGCAGCAUCCCGAUGGCGUCCCCGCCGUUCGCACACAGUCUCGCGUGGCGUCCGUGAACGAGUCGCUCUAUUCGAACCGUGUGUCGUUCAUCCGCCGCGCUGCCCGCAAAGUGGGCUUCGGGCAAAAGGUGUCGAUGAAGCCCGAGGAGCUGCAGCGCUUCAGCAGCAUGCAAGUCCAGCGCGCCGGUGCCACGCUCGCGCGGAACCCGUCGCGCACCGCGGCGUGA
Fibroporia radiculosa is the source of this 237-nucleotide messenger RNA. RefSeq lists its product as uncharacterized. NCBI's taxonomy places the organism in Eukaryota, Fungi, Basidiomycota, Agaricomycetes, Polyporales, Fibroporiaceae. The coding region runs from base 1 to 237 and encodes 78 amino acids. The record is from RefSeq and is a predicted model, not a curated record. The transcript is spliced from 2 exons.